Lachancea nothofagi CBS 11611 is the source of this 1533-nucleotide messenger RNA. NCBI's taxonomy places the organism in Eukaryota, Fungi, Ascomycota, Saccharomycetes, Saccharomycetales, Saccharomycetaceae. The record is from the annotation of a GenBank genome assembly.
AUGAGUAGCCAUAGCCAAAAACCUGUGGAGUUCAAGGAGAACACGUCGAUCGUGGUUUUCGGCGCGUCGGGCGACCUGUCCAAGAAGAAGACCUUCCCGGCGCUGUUUGGGUUGUUCAGAGAGGGGUUUCUGGACGAGAGCUGCAGGAUCAUAGGAUUCGCACGCUCCAAGCUCUCUGACGACGAUCUCAGGGGCAAGAUUGAGCCUAAUUUGAAGAAGCCUAACGGCGACAAGGACUCUGAGAAGGUAAAACAAUUUCUGAAGAUGGUUAGCUACAUGUCGGGUCCUUACGACCAGGACGAAGGUUACGAAACGCUGGCAAAGGAGCUCGAGGCUCACGAGGAGAAAAACUCUGUGGAGCAUCCACAUAGAUUAUUUUACUUGGCUUUGCCGCCCAGUGCCUUCGUGACCGUGUGCACUCAAAUCAAAAAGAACGUUUACGCCAAGGACGGUGACAACAGAGUUGUGGUAGAGAAGCCAUUUGGCCACGACCUCGAUUCCUUCCGCGAAUUGCAAAAUGAUAUAACUCCAUUGUUCCGUGAGGACGAGCUCUUCAGAAUCGACCACUACUUGGGAAAAGAAAUGGUCAAAAACUUGGUUCUGAUGAGGUUCGCUAAUACUUUCUUGAGUUCCGCCUGGAACAAAGAGAAUAUCGAAAUGAUGCAAAUCUCUUUCAAAGAGCCCUUCGGAACCGAGGGACGUGGUGGUUACUUCGAUGAUAUCGGUAUAAUCAGAGAUGUUAUGCAAAACCAUCUCCUGCAAAUUUUGACAUUAUUAACGAUGGAGCGCCCCGUUUCUUUCGAUGCAGAAUCCGUUCGUGACGAAAAGGUCAGAGUACUUAAGGCUUUUGCGCCUAUCGAGAAGGAAGACAUCUUGAUUGGCCAGUAUGGUAAAUCCGAAGAUGGCUCGAAGCCUGGUUAUUUGGAUGACGAUACCGUCGAUCCUGAUUCGAAAUGUGUCACGUUUGCCGCUCUCGGGUUCAAGAUUCAAAACGAACGUUGGGACGGUGUUCCAUUCGUUAUGAGAGCUGGUAAGGCUUUGAACGAAGGUAAGGUAGAAAUCAGAGUUCAAUUUAAAGGCGUCCCAUCUGGUAUUUUCAGUGAUAUUUCCCGCAACGAGUUGGUGAUUAGAGUCCAGCCCGAUGAGGCCAUUUAUUUGAAAUGUAACUCAAAGACGCCGGGGCUUUCUACAACUUGCCAAGUCACGGAGUUAGACUUGACUUACUCCAGACGGUACAAAGAUUACUGGAUUCCUGAAGCUUAUGAAUCAUUGAUCAAAGACGUUAUGAUGGGCGACCACUCCAACUUUGUGAGAGACGACGAAUUAGAUGUUAGCUGGAAAUUGUUCACACCUCUCCUAAAAUACUUAGAAGGCCCUGAUGCUCCAAAACCAGAGGAAUAUGCAUAUGGGUCGAGGGGUCCUAAGAAUUUAGUAAGCUUCUUAGAGAAUCACAAAUACGAGUUUGAAGACAACAACGUCUAUCAAUGGCCAGUGGCUACACCUGAUAUGACAUCUGGUCUUUCGAAAAUGUGA